GGUAUAUCUCCCCGCCAUUCUCUUCCUUUCCCGCCAUUAACAAAGCUGUAUAUAUGAUUAUAUGUAAGUAUUCGAUACAUAUACACUCAAAUCGAAGACUCCAAAAGCUCUUUUAUUCUUCUACCGAGAACAUACCUCUACGACUUCUCCAUGGAAAAUUUUGAAGAACAGAACAAGCUCCCUGAGCUCAAGCUAGAUGCUAAGCAAGCCCAGGGGUUUCUAUCAUUCUUCAAAACCCUACCCCAGGACCCAAGGGCUGUUCGACUCUUUGAUCGCCGUGACUAUUAUACUGCUCAUGGUGAAGGCGCAACAUUCAUAGCAAAAACAUACUACCAUACUACUACUGCUUUGCGACAGUUAGGUAGUGGAUCUGAUGGUCUUUCGAGUGUAAGUGUUAGCAAGAACAUGUUUGAAACUAUUGCUCGUAAUAUUCUUUUAGAUAGAACAGAUCAUACUCUUGAGCUCUAUGAGGGUAGUGGCUCCAAUUGGCGACUUGUGAAAAGUGGAACUCCUGGAAAUAUAGGCAGUUUUGAAGAUGUGCUAUUUGCCAACAAUGAAAUGCAGGAUACCCCUGUUGUUGUGGCAUUAUAUCCGAGUUUCCGAGAAAAUGGGUGCACUAUUGGUUUCGGUUAUGUUGACUUAACUAAGAGAGUGCUUGGUUUAGCCGAAUUUAUUGAUGGUAGCCACUUUACAAAUGUGGAGUCAUCACUUGUUGCUCUUGGAUGCAAGGAAUGUCUUUUGCCGAUGGAGAGCGGAAAGUCUAAUGAAUAUAGAACAUUGCAUGAUGUUUUCACCAGAUGUGGUGUGAUGUUGACUGAAAGAAAAAGGACCGAGUUCAAAACAAGAGAUUUAGUGCAGGAUCUUGGUAGGCUUUGCAAAGGUUCUAUUGAGCCAAUUCGUGAUUUAGUUUCUGGAUUUGAGUUUGCAGCUGGUGCUUUAAGUGCAUUACUGUCCUAUGCAGAAUUACUUGCAGAUGAGAGCAAUUAUGGGAAUUAUACUGUACUUAGGUACAAUCUUGACAGAUAUAUGAGGUUAGACUCUGCUGCUAUGAGGGCACUGAAUGUCCUUGAGAGCAAAGCUGAUGCAAACAAGAAUUUCAGUUUAUUUGGUCUCAUGAAUAGAACCUGUACUGCUGGGAUGGGAAAACGGUUGUUGCAUAUGUGGCUAAAACAGCCUUUAUUGGAUGUGAAUGAAAUCAACUCUAGGCUGGAUUUGGUACAAGCAUUUGUGGAGGAUACUGAGCUUCGCCAAGAUGUGAGGCAACAUUUCAGAAGAAUCUCAGAUAUCGAGCGUCUGGUACACAAUCUUGAGAAGAAAAGAGGUGGUUUACACCAUAUUGUGAAGCUCUAUCAGUCAAGCAUAAGACUACCAUACAUUAAGAGUGCCCUGGAAAAGUAUGAAGGACAGUUUUCAUCAUUGAUCAGAGAAAGGUAUUUGGAUCCACUUGAAGAAUUGACUGAUGAUGAUCACUUAAAUAGGUUUAUUGCUCUUGUAGAAGCUUCUGUUGACCUUGAUCAACUUGAAACUGGGGAAUACAUGAUUUCAUCAAGCUAUGACCCCGCACUAGCUACACUUAAAGAGAAGCAAGAGUCACUGGAAUGCCAAAUACACAAUUUGCACAAACAAACUGCAAAUGAUCUUGAUCUGCCAAUGGAUAAAUCACUGAAGUUAGACAAGGGCACACAAUUUGGACAUGUCUUCAGAAUUACCAAGAAGGAAGAACCUAAAAUAAGGAAGAAGCUUACCACCCACUUCAUUGUCCUUGAAACUCGAAAAGAUGGAGUGAAGUUUACCAACACAAAACUUAAAAAAUUAGGAGACCAGUACCAGAAGAUACUUGAGGAGUACAAGACCUGUCAGAAAGAGCUGGUCAAUAGAGUUGUUCAAACUGCAUUAACUUUUUCUCAGGUCUUUGACUCUUUAGCUGGGUUAAUCUCUGAGUUGGAUGUCUUGCUUAGUUUUGCUGAUUUGGCUUCUUGUUGUCCUACGCCGUAUACAAGACCAGACAUCACUGCAUCGGAUGUGGGGGAUAUUAUAUUAGAAGGGAGUAGACAUCCUUGUGUAGAAGCACAAGACUGGGUGAAUUUUAUACCUAAUGACUGCAAACUUGUCCGAGGAAAAAGUUGGUUCCAAAUAAUUACGGGGCCUAAUAUGGGUGGAAAAUCUACAUUUAUUCGGCAGGUUGGUGUGAACAUUCUUAUGGCACAAGUCGGUUCCUUUGUUCCUUGUGACAGAGCUAGCAUUUCUGUUCGUGAUUGCAUUUUUGCUCGUGUGGGUGCUGGUGACUGUCAACUACAUGGAGUUUCUACCUUUAUGCAAGAAAUGCUUGAAACUGCAUCAAUAUUGAAAGGAGCUACUGAUAAAUCAUUGAUAAUUAUUGAUGAACUGGGACGUGGGACGUCGACUUAUGAUGGGUUUGGUUUAGCUUGGGCAAUUUGUGAACAUAUUGUUGAAGUUAUCAAAGCACCUACUUUAUUUGCCACCCACUUUCAUGAAUUGACAGCAUUAGCACCUGAAAAUUCUGUUCAUGAGCUCGAUAUGAAGCAAAUUAUAGGUGUUGCAAACUAUCAUGUUAGCGCACACAUUGAUACAUCGAAUCGAAAGCUGACUAUGCUUUACAAGGUUGAGCCAGGGGCUUGUGAUCAAAGUUUUGGUAUUCAUGUUGCAGAAUUCGCCAACUUUCCUGAAUCUGUUGUUGCCCUUGCCCGCGAGAAGGCUGCUGAAUUGGAAGAUUUCUCAGCUACUGCAGUUGUCUCCAAUGAUGAUAAAGAAGAGGUCGGAACAAAACGAAAGAGAGAAUGCAAUGAUGAUGAUAUGUCUAGAGGUGCUGCACAGGCUCACAAGUUCUUGAAAGAAUUCUCUGAUAUGCCAUUGGAGACGAUGGAUUUGAAGCAGGCUCUGGAACAAAUAAGCAAGUUGAAGGAUGAGUUAAAGAAGGAUGCAGGAAACUGUAGCUGGCUUCAGCAAUUCUUCUAAAGGCCUUUCAAUGGAGAAACUAGAUGCUAACUGGCAGGUUCUCUUUUAAGUUUCCAGUGCAAGUUUACGCUCCUCUUCCCCUCCAUUUUUGUCAAUACAGAGAGGGAUUAAAUUUUGUACUAAGUUUCUUGGACUAAAAUGAGACAACCAAGUUUCCAAGUUGUAUAUUUCUCCUGGCAAAUCAAAAAAUUUUGCUUAAAUUAUUU
Tripterygium wilfordii is the source of this 3182-nucleotide messenger RNA. RefSeq names its product DNA mismatch repair protein MSH2. The transcript has 13 exons. Gene Ontology annotation, biological process: mitotic recombination; mismatch repair. Gene Ontology annotation, molecular function: mismatched DNA binding; ATP-dependent DNA damage sensor activity; ATP binding. The record is from RefSeq and is a predicted model, not a curated record. Bases 151 to 2976 code for a protein of 941 amino acids. NCBI's taxonomy places the organism in Eukaryota, Viridiplantae, Streptophyta, Magnoliopsida, Celastrales, Celastraceae. Gene Ontology annotation, cellular component: nucleus; MutSalpha complex.